Molecule: messenger RNA, 1350 nt
Organism: Fusarium falciforme
Lineage: Eukaryota; Fungi; Ascomycota; Sordariomycetes; Hypocreales; Nectriaceae
Product: CFEM domain-containing protein
Exons: 4
Coding region: 1-1350 (449 amino acids)
Source: RefSeq, a predicted model, not a curated record
AUGAAUUCUCUGCGUCAUCUGAUGACGUUUGGGUUCUUGCUUCUGGCUGUCUCGCCAGUUCAGGCGCAGAGCUCGACGACUCCAAGUUUACCUGGGUAUCCGGAUUGUGCAGCAGGAUGCAUCAUCACCGCUUUCGCAGGCGGGUUGUGCGCCCCCAAGAACCAGACAUGUAUCUGCACCAACGAGCAGUUUCAGCAGAACGUCACAGUCUGCGUCACCGUAAGCUGUACAAUACCAGAAUCACUGAUGACGAGAAACUCCAGCCUGACCAACUGCGGCGCGCCGGUUCGCGACCGCUCGCAAGAAUACGUCGUCAUCUCCAACAUCAUGGCCGCCCUCGCGGCAGCCUUCGUCGCGAUCCGAUUCGGCUACAAGAUCUUCAUCGCUAGCCUGGACCUCGGCAUGGACGACUGGUUUGUCCUCGCAACCAUGGUCGCCUGCAUUCCCAGUGCCGUCAUCACGGCAAAGGGCACGACGGUCAAUGGCCUGGGCAGAGAUAUCUGGACCCUGACGUCGACGCAGAUCACAAAGGUCCUGUCGUACUUUUACAUCAUGGCCUGGCUAUACUUUUUACAGACGGCGCUGGUGAAGCUAUCCAUAAUUACCUUCUACAUGCGUAUCUUCCCCGCGAGGGAAGUCCAGCGCGUGCUCUGGAUCACCUUCAUCUUCACCAGCGCCUGGGGCGUCGCGUUCGUCUUUACAGCUAUUUUCCAGUGUCGCCCGAUUCCCUACUUUUGGAAGCAGUGGGAUGGCAUGCAUAAAGGGACUUGCGCCGAUGCGAAUGCUAUAACUUGGUCGAACGCGAGCAUGAGCAUUGCGCUGGACCUGUGGAUUCUGGCCAUCCCCCUUUGGCAGCUGCGCAGUCUGAAGUUGCACUGGAAGAAGAAGGCUGGGGUAGCUCUCAUGUUUUGCGUGGGAACACUCGUCACGGUCGUCAGCAUCCUCCGCCUUCAGGCACUCGUCACGUUUGGUACAUCGCCCAACAAGACGUGGGAGUUCUACGACGUCUCUGUCUGGUCGACCAUCGAGAUCUGCGUCGGAAUCAUGUGCGCCUGCCUCCCGCAGCUCCGGAUGGUGCUCGUCAAGCUGUUCCCCGUACUCGCCGGUACGACACAGCGCAGCAAGGGCAAUCAUUAUUACCAGUACGGGAGCGGAGUGCGGUCCAAGACGGCGGGGACUCAGGGACGGACUGUUGGCACGGUCAGUACGAGUACUGAGAGACCAAACUCGGAGCAGGGGGCUGAGAGUUCUGGGAUCGUUUUCCAGAAGAGUUACACUGUGCAGUAUAGCGAGAGCGAUGAGAUAAGUCUUGUGGAUAUGACGAAUUCGGGGACAGGGAAGAAGCGAUGA